AUGGAAAUCCAAAUCCGCGUCGGGGAGGAGUCGAACUGGAUCGCGCGUCCUCCUCUUCUCGGUGGCCGCGUGAAGAUGGUGCAAGCCUUCAAAGGGAAAAGGGCCGGAUGGGCCGAUGUGAGCGGUGGUCAAUCGACCCUUGGAGGGUCACAGUCAUCCCUACAGCUGCUUCCCCUCUUUGAAGCUGUUGGUCGCUCCAACUUCCAUUGGCUCACGGCUCAGAUCGGCUCUAUCUAUGUUUCCCUGAUUGGCUAUGGUUGUCAAGAGUUGGGAUCGUCACCAGAACGCUUCACUGAUGGGAAGUAUUGCCGACACCGACCUGCAUAUGUUCCGCUCGCGACACCGUUCUGCAUCGUGAUGGCGGAGAUGUACUCGGGGCUCCACGUGGGCCAACGUUUUAGCUCGUUGGAGGAAUUUAAAGGACUGGUUCGAAGUAUCUCCGUGAGACAACACUGGGAGCUUCGAGUGACGAGAAGCAACAAGAAAAGCGUCGUCAUAGGUUGUCGAUCAUCGAACAAUUGCUACUUUCGUGUUGUGUGCCGCGCGAACAAGAAUGCAACUUACAUCAGCAGCCUUCAAGACAGCCACAGUUGUCGGCGCAAUGCGACUUCAACCUCGAAAACACCAGCUCGAUCGGAGGCAUCGCAUGUGCGGUUCCUCCUGACUGAGAUUCCUAAGCUCUUCGACAUGAAAAACAAAAUUAGGGCGCAAGACGUUGUAGACGCUGUGAAGCGAUACCAUGGCUAUGACAUCUCAAUGCGACAAGCGCAACGAGCUCUUAUUCGCCUACAGCAACAUGAAGCGCAAAACCAAAGCGAGAGCACCAACACUCAUGACUCUAGUGGAGAUGACCGACAGGACAGCCAACCGCCUCCUUUAGAGAAUCAGGCGGAGAGCUCGACCUUCGGCAGUCUCUCUGGUCAAAGAUGGAUUACGGAUACUCUCCAGACCACUAUCAUCGAUAACAUACCUCAGGAUGAAGUUCACCGGGAUCAGACUAUUUCGGCAUCGCAACUUCACAGCCAACCUGUACAUCCGCCGCCUCAGGUACAUCACCAGGCGCAGCCUACACACCAAGCGCCGCCUCCUGAAGUCCUGUCACCAGAACAGACACCCCUAGGCCAUAGCCUCCAUCACCCUGCAAAUGCCCAGCAGUCUCCUUAUUCGGUUCCUGCUCCUGAUCCAGCACCUCCUUCGGACACUGGGCGCCCCAAAAAUCCGACUCUACCGCGACCAAAUGAUGGGCAGCUUACCAGUCCACAAUUGGUUCUGACAAACUUCAAGAUCGAAUUUACGUGCGCCACAUGUGGUGCACCAAACCAGAGCUUCUUUCCUAAUCACGGCAACGUCACUGGUGGGCAUUAUGCCCCCCAGCACGCUGGUCCUAGUCAGGGUGCGACUUCAGCCAGCGCGGGUCCUUCGAUACAAUCAAUUCAAAAUAGUGAUGGUAGUAGCCGUGCUGGAGGCGGACCAGCGUUUGAAGGGACCUCUGUGGCAAGCACACGUGGCGUACAACAGCCUUGGACAGCAAGAACCCUGGAAGUUCCACUUACACAUGCGCAUCCAUAG
Aspergillus niger is the source of this 1569-nucleotide messenger RNA. RefSeq lists its product as uncharacterized. Bases 1 to 1569 code for a protein of 522 amino acids. The transcript has 3 exons. The record is from RefSeq and is a predicted model, not a curated record. NCBI's taxonomy places the organism in Eukaryota, Fungi, Ascomycota, Eurotiomycetes, Eurotiales, Aspergillaceae.